Panicum virgatum (switchgrass) is the source of this 2515-nucleotide messenger RNA. Its product is annotated as cytochrome P450 703A2. The transcript is spliced from 2 exons. The coding region runs from base 797 to 2377 and encodes 526 amino acids. Gene Ontology annotation, molecular function: monooxygenase activity; heme binding; oxidoreductase activity, acting on paired donors, with incorporation or reduction of molecular oxygen. NCBI's taxonomy places the organism in Eukaryota, Viridiplantae, Streptophyta, Magnoliopsida, Poales, Poaceae. The record is from RefSeq and is a predicted model, not a curated record.
UUUAUGCUGAUUCAGUCAUUUGCAUGAGACAACAUUACCAAGGUUAAUUGGGUGAUCAUUAAGCUUUUCUUUUAGCAAUAGAAGUUUCCGAGUAAUUCAUGGAGAUCUUUGGAUGUUCUCCUCAAUAAAAAUAGGGGUUUAUCUUUGUGCCUUUGUUAUAGCCUUAUAGAUGUGGCAGGUGGAGGACUUGCAUGGUAAACUAGUUUUUUUCUUUUUUGGUUGAGCAAAUUGCUGAGUAACAGGUAGAAGUUCCUGCUAUACUGUCGCCGUCCUUUGUUCGUGUCCCCUCCUGACGCUAUCCCCCCAGCGAUUACGUGAAUUAUAGGGGGGCUCUAUGGAUAUUGUUCGUCUCCUUUCCUUCUCUCUCCCCUCUACCAUCAAAGGGUUAAAGAUUAGUUGACACUAAACCAGACAUAGCUCAGAGUUCUUUCUGUCUUAGGAACACUGCAGAUUUUGGGAACACAACAUCAGCUUGUUCUCUCUAAAUACAUGAUCAUGUUCUGUGAACUUUCUUUUAUUCUAGUCCUCUUCUAUUUAUUCUGUCAUGUUUUCAGUGCUUUACAGUCUAUGUUGCACAAGUCAUGUCAAGAUCAUGACGUUUUUUAUAUACAUGAUGGUGGUUGAGAUGCUUAACCAUAUAGAUCAACACAAGAAUCAUGACUUGUCCAAUACUGUAACCAAUUCGCUUCAACCUCAAUCACUUAAUUUUCUUUGUACUUUACCAGAAGGCUUGAUGGGAUCCCAUAAAUAGGCCAACAUUUGCAAUUCCACUUUAAUUGCCAUCUGUUUCUGAACCAUGGAUCCAUUUCUUCUCUCCAUCCUCUUGUGCUUAUGGAUCUUUAUUGUAGUGUAUUGGAGAAGGAUGAACAGCAUGAGGCUAAGGCUUCCACCUGGACCUCCAACAUGGCCAAUCUUUGGUAACCUUCUCCAGUUGAGCCCUCUUCCACACAAAGACUUCGCUCGAUUCUGCACCAAAUAUGGCCCCCUUGUCUAUCUCCGCCUAGGAACCAUCGAUGCCAUCACCACCGAUGAUCCUGAAGUCAUCCGUGAAAUACUCAUCCGGCAAGAUGAGGUCUUUGCUUCACGGCCUCGGACACUGGCUGCGGUCCAUCUUGCCUAUGGGUGUGGUGAUGUGGCUCUAGCUCCACUGGGGCCAAACUGGAAAAGGAUGAGGAGAGUUUGCAUGGAGCACUUGCUGACAACCAGGCGGCUUGAGUCCUUCGCUGCUCACCGAGCUCAGGAGGCUGAGCACCUCUGUCAGUUUGUAUGGGCUAAAGCUCAGUCCGGGAAGCCCGUGAACCUCAGAGAGGUUCUCGGCGCCUUCUCUAUGAACAACGUCACGAGGAUGCUGCUGGGGAAGCAGUACUUCGGGAUCCAGUCCGCAGGACCCGGUGAAGCGAUGGAGUUCAUGCACAUCACCCAUGAGUUGUUCUUCCUGUUGGGCCUGAUCUAUCUCGGGGACUACUUGCCGGCCUGGAGGUGGGUCGACCCGUACGGGUGCGAGAAGAAGAUGAGGGAGGUCGAGAAGAAGGUGGACGACUUCCACCAGAAGAUAAUUGAUGAGCACAGGAGGGCUCGGGAGGCCAAGAAGAGUGCUGCCUCCUUUGAUGCUGAUGAUACCAAAGAAGAGAUGGACUUCGUCGAUGUGCUGCUGUCUUUGCCUGGUGAGAACGGGAAGGAGCACAUGGAUGAUGUCGAGAUCAAAGCUUUGAUGCAGGACAUGAUCGCUGCUGCUACGGACACUUCAUCAGUGACCAACGAGUGGGUGAUGGCGGAGGUGAUCAAGAACCCGCGCGUGCUCCGGCGGAUCCAGGAGGAGCUGGACGCCGUGGUCGGGCGCGGCCGGAUGGUGAUGGAGUCGGACCUCCCCCACCUCCCCUACCUCCGGUGCGUGGUCCGCGAGUCCUUCCGGAUGCACCCGGCGGGGCCGUUCCUGAUCCCGCACGAGUCCCUGAAGCCGACGACGAUCAUGGGGUACCACAUCCCGGCGCGCACGCGCGUGUUCAUCAACACACACGCGCUGGGCCGGAACCCGCGCGUGUGGGACGCCGUCGACGAGUUCCGGCCGGAGCGGCACCUGCCGGUGGAGGAGGGCGCCCGGGUGGAGAUCAGCCACCUGCCGGACUUCAAGAUCCUGCCCUUCAGCGCCGGGAAGCGCAAGUGCCCCGGCGCGCCGCUGGGCGUGGCGCUGGUGCUCAUGGCGCUCGCCAGGCUCUUCCACUGCUUCGACUGGUCCCCGCCCGACGGCCUCCGCCCCGAGGACGUCGACACCCGGGAGGUGUACGGCAUGACCAUGCCCAAGGCCGCGCCGCUCGUCGCCGUCGCCACGCCGCGCCUGCCGCCGCACAUGUACGCCGCCGCCGGCUCUGUAGUCUGACGUACGCUAGCUAGCAAGCUCCUGGCACUCCAUGUCCAUGUAAGCCAAGCCCUGGCUAAUGGUAACGGAGAACUGAUCCUAUACACAUACAUGAACAAACGAUGAAUGAAAUGCAAAUCCUUCCUUUCCGCUGAAAAA